AUGAGUAAUGUUCAUAUUAAUAUUCCUAUCAAUCAAUUAACAGCAAAUAACACAUUAAAAAAAUCAAUUUCUAAAUUAAUUAUUUGUAAUUCAUUGGACUUUACAUCUAAAGAUUUUCAUCUAGUUUUAGAGUAUUGUAAGUCUGAUACGAGAUAUGUUCAUACUACGUUUGAGUAUAUGAUGAACGAAUUAGAUAAAGCAAAGUGUAUAUCUUAUUUUGAGUUAUUUGUAUUUCUUUUUGAUAAAAGUAAAACAAUGAAACAAUUAAUGUAUCCUAGAAUUCAUAAAAUAUUUAGUAAAGCUUUUAGUAUUUCUUCAGUAAAAGAAAGAGCCAUUGAAUUAUUAAAACAGUUAGAUAAAAAAUAUGGAGAGUCAUACCCUUCUAUUAGAAUAGAACUUAACACACCAACGUUUUGUCAAACUGAAAAAGAUAUUGAACAACAUAAUGUAUUUGUAGAAAAAACAAAUGAAUCUGAAUAUCAAAUUAUUCUUAAACGAAUUGAUAAUUGGAAAAUUCAAUGUAAUGAACUUAAAAAACAAUGGUAUUAUACUAUGGAACAAAUUCUUCCUCAAUAUUAUAAUAAAAAACAAGAAUAUCAUGGAGAGCCUAUUAAUUGUAGUUGGGGAGUUACUAUUGAACUUUGUCAAACUCCUUAUGAAGUUUGGUGUAAAUAUGGAGGAACAACUAACCAACGAAUAAUUAUUGAUAUGAAAACACUUAAAGAGAAAAUAAUUUCACUUAGAGGGAGUAUAUGGAAUGGAUACAUUAGUUUUGUUUUAGUCCAAAGUAAAUUAAAAGAAAAAAGUACUGAUGAACAAGAACUAUAUAAAGAAAAAUAUAAAGAAGUUGUUAAUAUGAUCGAUUGUUUAGAUGAAAUUCUUUAUAAAGCAAGAGAGUUAAAAAUAUAA
This is a messenger RNA of Entamoeba nuttalli P19, 909 nucleotides long. RefSeq lists its product as hypothetical. The record is from RefSeq and is a predicted model, not a curated record. NCBI's taxonomy places the organism in Eukaryota, Evosea, Mastigamoebida, Endamoebidae. The transcript has a single exon. The coding region runs from base 1 to 909 and encodes 302 amino acids.